GGUGACGAGAAAGUUAUUGCGGAGGUGAGUGUGUCAUGCAGGUCUGACCGCUGAAAGUAAAUGAAGAGACCGAUUAGAAGGAAGCCGCAUUUUCUAAACAUCAUUGCCAAGACCAGAGAAUAAAGUCACUUGUGGUUAAUGUUAGAAGAUGGUGUUGAAAGAGAUUCCAACUGACAAUAUCACCCGCCCUCUGGGCAGGAAUGAGGUCAUAGGUUUACUGUUCCGCCUCACAAUAUUUGGUGCCGUCACCUAUUUUACCAUUAAGUGGAUGGUUGAUGCUAUCGAUCCAACACGAAAACAGAAAGUUGAGGCUCAAAAGCAGGCAGAGAAACUCAUGCGACAGAUAGGUGUGCAGAAUGUGAAGCUUUCAGAAUAUGAGAUGAGCAUUGCAGCUCAUCUUGUGGUCCCUUUGACUAUGAAGAUUACAUGGCGUGACAUUGCAGGCCUGGAUGAAGUCAUAACUGAACUGAAAGACACAGUUAUACUUCCAAUCGAGAAGAGGCAUCUGUUUGAGGGAUCCAGGCUUCUUCAGCCACCCAAAGGAGUGUUGCUGUAUGGACCCCCAGGCUGUGGAAAAACUCUUAUAGCCAAAGCCACCGCCAAAGAGGCUGGAUUCCGUUUUAUCAACCUACAGCCUUCCACUCUCACAGACAAAUGGUAUGGAGAGUCCCAAAAACUAGCUGCAGCUGUAUUCUCUCUGGCCAUCAAGCUACAGCCCUCUAUCAUUUUCAUUGAUGAGAUUGAUUCCUUUUUGAGGAAUCGCUCAAGUUCAGAUCAUGAGGCCACUGCCAUGAUGAAGGCUCAGUUCAUGAGUUUAUGGGAUGGGCUGGACACUGACUUCAACUGCCAGGUCAUAAUAAUGGGAGCCACCAAUCGGCCACAAGAUCUUGAUUCUGCUAUACUCCGAAGGAUGCCCACAAGAUUCCACAUCAAUCAGCCAAAUCUCAAGCAGAGGAAAGAUAUACUGAAACUGAUCUUGGAGAAUGAGAAUAUGGAAUCUGCUGUGGACUUUUGUGAAAUUGCAAAAGAGACUGAUGGCUUCUCAGGAAGUGACCUCAAAGAGAUGUGUCGAGAUGCCGCUCUGCUUUGUGUGCGCGACUUUGUGCACAACAAAGAAAGUCAAGAUGAAGACUACAUCCGUCCCAUCAAGCAACUAGACUUGCAAAAAGCAAUCAAGAAGAUGAAGAAGUCCAAAUGUGCAGGACUGCAAGACCCAUUUAUGCAUGUACCACUGGAAUGAAAUUGAUGCUGCUGUUUUUAGGAAACAUGCACCUAGACCUAGUUUUUGUGUGUGUGGCAUAUCACGAUAUGCCAUGUUUUGCAAAAGGGGGAACUCAGGAUCUAUAAACGGCUGCAUAUUUUUGCCGUUUCUCUGAUCAUCUUUUUUUGCACUGCAAUUUUCCUACUGUUUUUUUUCCAGUUGGUCAUGUUUAUCUGAAUGUGUAUUUUUUCAUUUGCUUUGGUAGUGUGGAUAUGUUUGUUCCAUUACGUGUCAUCCUGCGAGAGGUUUACGAAGAAGGGCAAUAGUGUAUUUAAUCUCCAGUCGUGUAUAAAGCAUGUUGUGUAGAAUAGUUCAUGCAGUAAUUUAUUUGGCAUCACUAACUAUAUGUAAUAUAAAUUUGGCUGAUUUGUGAGCACUGAUAAGUUCACUAUUGUGAUUUUAACUAAAAGCAGCUUUGAAGCCAGUGUGGUUUCAGUAACUGUUUGUUUUGCCACCUUGAGUGUAAGAUUUGACUGAGAUGUGUUUACAUAUACAAUGUAUUGGCCUUGUGAAUGAAAUGUUUAAAUUUUUAAUU
This is a messenger RNA of Xyrauchen texanus (razorback sucker), 1796 nucleotides long. RefSeq names its product outer mitochondrial transmembrane helix translocase. The transcript is spliced from 10 exons. The record is from RefSeq and is a predicted model, not a curated record. Gene Ontology annotation, cellular component: mitochondrial outer membrane. NCBI's taxonomy places the organism in Eukaryota, Metazoa, Chordata, Actinopteri, Cypriniformes, Catostomidae. The coding region runs from base 149 to 1240 and encodes 363 amino acids. Gene Ontology annotation, molecular function: ATP hydrolysis activity; ATP binding.